Molecule: messenger RNA, 864 nt
Organism: Cetraspora pellucida
Lineage: Eukaryota; Fungi; Glomeromycota; Glomeromycetes; Diversisporales; Gigasporaceae
Source: the annotation of a GenBank genome assembly
AUGGCUAUUGAAGAAUUCCCAAUCUCUGAAGAGCGUAAGGACCUCAACUUGAUCUCUAAAACAAACAUAAAUAAAUUAGUAAAAGUAGAAUCCUUAACUAAUAUGCAAAAAGAAGAGGCAGCACUUAUCUUAGAAGAAUUUAGUGAGCUGUUCUCUACAAGAUUAGAUUGGCUGGGGUAUGUGGCUGAAGUACACCAUGAGAUAGAUAUGGAAAACGCAAAGCCAACCAGACAAGCUGCGUACCAAGUAGCACCUGAUGAACAAAACUUUUUAAAUAAGGAGAUUGAUAAAGCAAAGAAGGCAACAGGAGUUGAUAAUUCAACAACUGGAUAUGGAAUUUUAUAUAAAGUUACUUGGGCAUACCAAAACAGAUACUAUAGUGCGAGAAGGACUAAAGAUAGUGAGGACAACUCUAUGAAUAUUAAUAAGAAAUAUUUAAUGACUCACCAAAAUGGACUGAUGAAGAGCUGGAAUUCGACAGUAACCAUGAAACAUAUGACCAGAGUUACACUCAUAAUUUCUGCUUGGGUUAUAGUGAAUAUUGGUGAAAUACCAACAUUGACAAGGGAGAGUACUAUAACAUCAAGGUCGACCUGGAAGACUCUGAGAAAUUCUGACUAUAAGGGGAUCAAAAAUACACAUAAACUUAAAAAAGAAAAAAGAACGCAAUACUCAUCAAGGUUCAAACCUAAUGAUAAAAUCCAAUCCAGUCCAGGUCAUCAGUAUCCUGGCAAAUAUAAAGAAUUGAAAUAUCCAAAACAGACUGUUAAAGGUUCUUCAGGACAUGAAACUGAACCAAUACUAUUUCAACUCCAUAAACACCCAUUAGGGGCACACUUGCAAUAUGUUUAUUCACUUAAAUGA